GCCAUGGCUGGUUUGGAGCACACAGUGGUCUACCUGCCCCUGCCUCCCAAGGCAGAGAUUAAAAGCUUGCACCACCAUGCCCAGUCAAGGCUCACACUUCUGAUGAUAUCUUCGCUUUCUGCCUCAGCCAGUACCUUUGUUUACACAGUAGUAAAGUGAAGGAGCGUCUCUUCUCCCCACGGCCCUUCUGUCCCAUACCCAUCUAGCCCAUAAGGAAAGGGGCUUAUGGAUUUUGUAUCAGGUUAACAAGGCCUUCCCAGCAUUUCACAGAGGGCCUGCUCAAUGGAGUCCUGAGUAGGCUGGGCCAUGUUUCCAAAAGUGGCUCAUAGUCCACUGAGGAGGCCAGUCUGAAGAAUCUUCCAUUAGGACUCCAGUCCUUGGCGGGGCUGCUCUCUGGAGCCAGAUCAAACAGCAUCCUAGGGAGGAGCAAAGGCCUUUGAAGUCCGCUGUGCUGAGCGGACCAAGCAGAUCAAAGCCUGUAGAGCAAGCAGGCCUAGACCCAGAUGAAUUUUGUAUCAGCCUGGGUUCGAGAGCCUCUUGCUCUCCGAGGGCCACGAGGCGAUUGAUCUGAACUCUCGAUUGAUAUUCUAGCCUUGUAGGCAGGAGCAGCCCUUGCUGGGUGCCAUUUGAAAGGGAUGGGAGCCAUCCUUGUGAACAGACAAGGCCCUAGGAUAUUCAUUUUCUGUUCUUGCUUAGAGGCCGGGCUGCAUCACGUGGCCUAGUCAGUGGGAGGGAACAAACUAGCGCCAGGUUUGCAGAGCAGUCUCUGAUGUAUGGUCAGACAUGGAAUGGUCCCACGCUGAGGAUAGUUCCUGGUUUGGCUCUCCUGUUCUGGUGCUUUGUGUCUGGGUGACUAGAUGAGAAACAGAUGAAAUUCCUGGAGCAGCAGCGGGAUGAGACCAAACACGCUCAGGAGGAGGCCCGCCAACUCAAGAGCAAGAUGAAAACCAUGGAGCAAAUUGAGCUCCUACUCCAGAGCCAGCGGUCUGAGGUAGAGGAGAUGAUCCGAGACAUGGGUGUGGGACAGUCAGCGGUGGAGCAGCUAGCUGUGUACUGCAUAUCCCUCAAGAAAGAGUAUGAGAAUCUGAAAGAAGCUCGGAAGGCCUCAGGGGAGCUGGCUGACAGGCUGAGGAAAGACUUGGCGUCUUCUAGGAGCAAGCUGAAGACUGUCAACACUGAGCUGGAUCAGGCCAAGUUAGAACUGAGGUCAGCCCAGAAGGACUUACAGAGCGCUGACAAGGAGAUCACGAGCCUAAGAAAGAAGCUAACGAUCCUGCAGGGGACCUUGAGCCUGCCUCCAGUGACCAGUGAGACUGUCAGCCGCCUGGUUUUUGAGAGCCCAGCCCCCGUGGAAAUGCUGAAGCCAAGGCUUCACCGACCACCCUUCAGUGAUGAGAUUGAUCUCAACGCUACCUUUGAUGUAAAUACCCCUCCUGCCCAGACCUCCAGCUCCCAGCAUUGCCACCCCAAGAAGCUCUGCCUGGAGAGGGCACGCUCUCCCAUGCAGGACAUCCUCAAGAUACCCAAAGUCUCCAAGUCGGAGUCCCAGCUCUCACUGGGUGGCCAGCGAUGUGUAGGAGAGCCAGAUGAGGAGCUGGCUGGUGCCUUCCCUCUCUUCAUCCGGAAUGCUGUCCGGGGUCAGAAACAGCCCAACAGGACCACAGCAGAAUCCCGUUACAGCACAGAUGUGGUAAGAAUAGGCUUCGAUGGGCUUGGAGGACGAACAAAAUUCAUCCAACCUACAGACCCAACCAUUAUCCGACCAAUGCCUGUUAAACCCAAGGCCAAGAGUAAACAGAAAGUGAGAAUAAAGACUGUGAAUUCUGCCUCCCAGCCCAAGCUGGAUACCUUCUUAUGUCAGUGAAGUGACCAGAGUCAUGUCUUCAAUCAGUAGACCAAGACCUGGCCAACCGGAAGUGUUUUAGAAGAUGGCUCCUCUUGGAACAGUCUAAGAAAGAGGCCCAGAAAACACACUUACUGUGUUCACUGCGCCCUGUACCACACUGGGAAGUGACGUGACCAGUUUACAGUUCUGAUCAGCAGGGCCUGCUUCUAGUUGCAGGGUUUUGCUUAUAGCUACAACUGGGAGUGGCUGGGCUCCUUCUGGUUUUAUAGAACAGGGUCACAUUGACUCUUAAGUGGACGGAAGUGCUGGAGGAUUCCUAAGCAGGCCACCUUGAACUUCUGCCUGCCUCCAGUUUUAUUGCUUGAAAUGGGGGUUUUGGGGGGAUGAUAGGGAAGGUUUCCGUGUAAAAUAAAAAGGCAUCUUUUCUUCUA
Molecule: messenger RNA, 2277 nt
Organism: Rattus norvegicus (Norway rat)
Lineage: Eukaryota; Metazoa; Chordata; Mammalia; Rodentia; Muridae
Source: RefSeq, a predicted model, not a curated record